UGACCUCACGGGGAGGGGCCAGCGCGGCGGCCUGGGCGCUGAGCCGAGCGCUGGGAGAGCAGCGCCGAAGCCGAGCCGCGAGGAGCGCACUCCGUGGCCCCGAUGGAGCGGUACAAAGCACAGGGGUGUUGCUGUCUGGUGGUACAGAGAAGGAUCCGGCAGGUUUCUGCAUCCCUGGAACAGCUGCUGACGGAGUUGGAUGACUUCCUCAAGAUUCUUGACCAGGAGAACCUGAGCAGCACAGCCCUGGUGAAGAAGAGCUGCCUGGCGGAGCUCCUCCGGCUUUACACCAAAAGCAGCAGCUCUGAUGAGGAGUACAUUUAUAUGAACAAAGUGACCAUCAACCAGCAACAGAAUGCAGAGUCUCAAGGCAAAGUGCCUGAGGAGCAGGGCCUGCUGCCCAAUGGGGAGCCCAGCCAGCACUCCUCGGCCCCUCAGAAGAGCCUUCCAGACCUCCCACCACCCAAGAUGAUUCCAGAACGGAAACAGCUUGCCAUCCCAAAGACGGAGUCUCCAGAGGGCUACUAUGAAGAGGCUGAGCCAUAUGACACAUCCCUGAAUGGUCACUCUGGUGGAUUUCUCCCCAGUGGAGUCCCCAGAUGGGUGCAGAUGCCCGAAGGAGUCAUUUACGCCACGAUCACCUUGGAGGACGGAGAGGCUGUGAGCAGCUCCUACGAGUCCUACGAUGAAGAGGACGGCAGCAAGGGCAAAUCGGCCCCCUACCAGUGGCCCUCGCCGGAGGCUGGCAUCGAGCUGAUGCGCGAUGCUCGCAUCUGCGCCUUCCUGUGGCGCAAGAAGUGGCUGGGACAGUGGGCCAAGCAGCUCUGUGUCAUCAAGGACAACAGGCUUCUGUGCUACAAAUCCUCCAAGGACCACAGCCCUCAGCUGGAUGUGAACCUGCUGGGCAGCAGCGUCGUUCACAAGGAGAAGCAAGUGCGGAAGAAGGAGCACAAGCUGAAGAUCACGCCGAUGAACGCCGACGUGAUUGUGCUGGGUCUGCAGAGCAAGGACCAGGCUGAGCAGUGGCUCAGGGUCAUCCAGGAAGUGAGCGGCCUGCCUUCCGAAGGAGCAUCUGAAGGAAACCAGUACACCCCGGAUGCCCAGCGCCUUAACUGCCAGAAACCAGAUAUAGCUGAGAAGUACCUGUCAGCUUCAGAGUAUGGGAGCUCCGUGGAUGGCCACCCUGAGGUCCCAGAAACCAAAGACGUCAAGAAGAAAUGUUCUGCUGGCCUCAAACUGAGCAACCUAAUGAAUCUGGGCAGGAAGAAAUCCACCUCACUGGAGCCUGUGGAGAGGUCCCUCGAGACAUCCAGGUAUGGCAGGGACCGUGUUAAAAGGGGACCAAGCAGAAGGAUGGCAGGCACAGUACUGAGAGCUCACAGCCUGCCUGAGGGAGGUUACCUGAAUGUGCUGGUGAACAGCCAGUGGAAGUCUCGCUGGUGCUCUGUCAGGGACAAUCACCUGCACUUCUACCAGGACCGGAACCGGAGCAAGGUGGCCCAGCAACCCCUCAGCCUGGUGGGUUGCGAGGUGGUCCCAGACCCCAGCCCCGACCACCUCUACUCCUUCCGCAUCCUCCACAAGGGCGAGGAGCUGGCCAAGCUUGAGGCCAAGUCUUCCGAGGAAAUGGGCCACUGGCUGGGUCUCCUGCUCUCCGAGUCAGGCUCCAAGACAGACCCAGAAGAGUUCACCUACGACUACGUGGAUGCCGAUAGGGUUUCCUGUAUUGUGAGUGCGGCCAAAAACUCCCUCUUACUGAUGCAGAGAAAAUUCUCAGAGCCCAACACUUACAUCGAUGGCCUGCCUAGCCAGGACCGCCAGGAGGAGCUGUAUGAUGACGUGGAACUGUCGGAGCUCACAGCUGCGGUAGAGCCUACCGAGGAAGCCACCCCUGUUGCGGAUGACCCAAAUGAGAGAGAAUCUGACCGAGUGUACCUGGACCUCACACCUAUCAAGUCCUUUCUGCAUGGCCCCAGCAGUGUCCAGGCCCAGGCCUCCUCCCUGACAUUGUCCCACCUGGACAAUGCAACUGAGGCCCUCCCUACAGACCCAGGCCCAGGUCCCACCCCAGAUGAGCCCUGCAUAAAGUGUCCAGAGAACCUGGGGGAACAGCAGCUGGAGAGUUUGGAGCCAGAGGAGCCUUCCCUGAGAAUCACCACCGUCAAAAUCCAGACUGAACAGCAGAGAAUCUCCUUCCCACCGAGCUGCCCCGACGCCGUGGUGGCCACCCCACCUGGCGCCAGCCCACCUGUGAAGGACAGGUUGCGCGUGACCAGUGCAGAGAUCAAGCUUGGCAAGAAUCGGACAGAAGCUGAGGUGAAGCGGUACACAGAGGAGAAGGAGAGGCUUGAAAAGAAAAAGGAAGAAAUCCGGGGGCACCUGGCUCAGCUCCGGAAAGAGAAACGGGAGCUAAAGGAAACCCUAUUGAAAUGCACAGACAAGGAAGUCCUGGCCAGCCUGGAGCAGAAGCUGAAGGAAAUGGACGAGGAGUGCCGGGGUGAGGAGAGCAGGCGUGUGGACCUGGAGCUCAGCAUCAUGGAGGUGAAGGACAACCUGAAGAAGGCUGAGGCGGGGCCUGUGACACUGGGCACCACUGUGGACACCACUCACCUGGAGAACGUGAGCCCCCGCCCCAAAGCUGUCACACCUGCCCCUGCCCCAGACUGUACCCCAGUCAACUCUGCAACCACGCUCAAGAACAGGCCUCUCUCAGUCAUGGUCACAGGCAAAGGCACUGUCCUCCAGAAAGCCAAGGAAUGGGAGAAGAAAGGAGCAAGUUAGAAAACAAGCUUCAUCUGAAGACUCUCAUGUCAAUGUGGACCUUGGUGACAAUCCUGCUUUGUUAAAGCAAAAACUCUGCAAAAGGGUGAGUCUGUUUAGAAGAAAAAGCAAAGACUGAGGUACUGUGAAUGGCAAGCUUCAGCUAAGAGGAGGAUCUGUCCCUUUUCAGAGCUAAAGGAAAUAAUACAACAAAAAGGAGGCUUCUUUGGAGACCUAAGUAUAUUGGAUGUAAACAAGACAUUGUAUUUAGGGAUGUUGUGUGUUUCUUUUUUGAAGUUGUCAUCAAUUGCUUUACUAAGAUUUUUAAAUAGUAAAAACCUCAUGUUUAGACUUUGGUGGAAGAUGAAUCAAGGAAGCAGGGCCCUGUCUUAUGGGUCACCUGGCUUUGGUGAGUGAGAAGACCUAAACUCCUGGCCAUCGUCUCUUAUCCAAUACUUAGCAGUUGGGGAUUAAACCAUCCUUGCCUUCAGUUCUCUCCAAUAUUACCAGGCCCAACUCAGUCUUCAGUGAUUUUAAAAAGCGUUGACAUCCAGAAACAGUAAUGGGGGAAAAUAUUUGGGACCAAGCUGAAGCACUGAUCCCACUAAGUUAAAUACUUCUUUCCAGUCUAAGGCAGGCCUGAAUCAACUGUCUUUAAAUAAAAUUUUAAGUGAUGCUGUAUUAUAUAUAGGAAAAAAUGCUUCAAAUCCUGUCAUUUAGAAACAGUGAAAAGUGUCUUUUGAGAUUAAACUGACUCUUUACCAUAGGGAAAAAUAUUACUGUGUGUUUACAGAUUCAUUCCUGUGGUCGGGCCAUUUUUAAGGGAAGAGUUAUUUAAUAUAAAUAGUCCCUGAUUUUAAGUUCUGUUUAAUGAUGUCCAUUCCCCUUCCAAGAACAAAGUGGUGAAUUUUCAUUAGGCUGGUCUCCCUCUUAAAAUUGGCAGUGCUGUUCCUUGUGCUGCCCCUGUCUUUUCCUGAUAUUUUUUUUUUUUUUUAAACACAGGUUGAAACAUUUCAUCUAUUAUCUCUGCCUCAUUUCUGGGGGGUUGUGUAUCAGUUCUCUAACACUUGUUCCUGAGAACUAAAGGUCUUUUUUUAUUCUUAUUUCCUCUCUCAUAAACAUUUGGUGACCUUUUACCAAGUGGUGAGUUAGAUUUUUUUUUUAAAUAAAAUGUUCAUU
Molecule: messenger RNA, 3939 nt
Organism: Cercocebus atys (sooty mangabey)
Lineage: Eukaryota; Metazoa; Chordata; Mammalia; Primates; Cercopithecidae
Gene: AFAP1L2
Product: actin filament associated protein 1-like 2
Exons: 22
Coding region: 103-2781 (892 amino acids)
Biological process (GO): regulation of mitotic cell cycle; inflammatory response; positive regulation of interleukin-8 production
Cellular component (GO): cytosol
Molecular function (GO): SH2 domain binding; SH3 domain binding
Source: RefSeq, a predicted model, not a curated record